AUGAACUGUCUUAGAGCCAAUGGUACUUUGAUCAUAGUCGUGUCUCGAGCAAGAAACUUGCCAAACAGACGAAAGCUCGAUAAGCAAAAUCCCUAUUGCAUUGUGCGAAUCGCAAACUUGGUUGAUAGAACCUCUGCAAUUGUUAGAGGUGGUCAGACUCCUGACUGGAAUCAUGAGUCAAGAUUCCAACUAACUACUGAUAUCAAUCCUAUCUUAAAACUCUCCAUUCUUGAUGAAACAAAAAAAUCUCCUGAAUUGGUCUGUGAUGCUGAAAUCGACUGUUCUCCUUCUUUCAAUACUGACGUCGAUGAGGGCUACGAUAAAUGGCAUCCUUUGCAAUACUGUGGAAGAUCUGCUGGCGAAGUAUACAUUGAAAUGACCUUUUAUCCCACCUCUCCUACAAUGGCUCCCAAACCCAAAAAAGUUACUUUGAAAAGAGGCUCCUCAGUUAGACCUUUGCCCUCAAGACCAGGCGAAGAUUGCACUGAUAUUCUUGAAGACCUGUCUUCCAUAAGCGACUCAUUUGCAUCUGCUCGUUCUUUGCCAAUGGAAAUGACAAAUUCCAUGGCCCAACAACAAUUGUAUAAUAAUCAAUUGCAACAACAAUACAUGAUGGACCCCAAUCUGACCUCAUUCUAUUCUUCCAACAGUCUUCUUGAUUCUCAAAACUCCCAGGCUUCUUCUCUAGCUUCUUCUCAAGCUUCUCAAUAUUUCCUAGAUUCUCAAAUUUCACAAACUUCUUCUCAGGCCUCCUCCCAAUAUUCCACACAGUCACAAUUGAACGACCAAUUCACUGCUUCUUAUUUGCUACCCAAAAUUCCAUCAAAUUUGUUAAACCCAACCGUCUAUGAUUCAAAAUCAAUUUUAAGCAAUGGAAGCGCCGACAGUAGAUAUACAGACAGAAGAGGCAGAAGAUCAAUCAUGAAUGGAUCGUCUUACUCAAAUUCCUCCUCAUUGAAAAGUGCAAAUUCCAAAUACAGCUACACUUCAGAUUUCACAGAUAGCUAUUCCAGUAACAUUACUCCUUCAUCCUCAAUUUACUCUGACCUUAAAUCGAAAUCAAAUUCAAUUUAUGGCAAAACUAUAACAUCAUCAAAAGAUAAUUUAGAUGAUCUAGAAAGAGAAGUUCAAUCUAGUUGGAAUAAACAAAAUUCAAAAUCGAGAUCAAUGUCUCCAGUCAAAUCUGCCAAAGACUCAUAUUCAAUAGACGUCUUUAAAAUUUCAACUGCUUUACCAAAAUUGUCUGAUUUUAAUGACAAUGAUUCAAUUUUAAAUUCCACUUUUAGACCAUUUCCAAACCCAAAUAAUACUAUCACUGCUAAAACUGCAAAUAACUAUAAUAAAAUUAACACAAACACUAAUAAACCCAAUAGAUUGCCUGGCUCUUAUGAAUCUACCAUUAGACCUUUAUCUCCUUUAAGAAAAACAACUCGUAAACCACCUCCACCGGAAAAAAAUAAUUAUGCUCAAUCUACAAUGUCCUCAAAAUUGGCUGAUUUGAAUCUAUCAACAAUAUCCUCUUUCCCCUACUCUGCUGAUGAAAUCGACAGAAGUUCUCUGAUUAGAUCCCGAAAUAAACCCGAUCAUUUGGAUAUGCUUCGUGAAAAAUUGAUGAAAAGAAAGGAAAAUGAUGAACUAAGAUCAGAUUGUUUUGCUCCAACACCAAAAGAAUUCAUUACAAGUAGAAGCAGUAAAUACAGUACUACUAGUAGCAGAUAUGAUAAUGAUUUUAAUAGCUCAAUUAUGACAACUACAACUAUUUCAACUCUUUUGCCUGGUCAAAAUGAAUUUGGUGGUCUGAAAUUUCUUCAAAAAUACUAA
Molecule: messenger RNA, 1821 nt
Organism: Ascoidea rubescens DSM 1968
Lineage: Eukaryota; Fungi; Ascomycota; Saccharomycetes; Ascoideales; Ascoideaceae
Gene: INN1
Product: Inn1p
Exons: 1
Coding region: 1-1821 (606 amino acids)
Source: RefSeq, a predicted model, not a curated record